Molecule: messenger RNA, 1679 nt
Organism: Annulohypoxylon maeteangense
Lineage: Eukaryota; Fungi; Ascomycota; Sordariomycetes; Xylariales; Hypoxylaceae
Exons: 1
Coding region: 451-1449 (332 amino acids)
Source: RefSeq, a predicted model, not a curated record
ACUAAACUAAGUAUUAUGGGACGAUCCACCAGCAAAAUUUAGGUAGGGUUCAGUCUACUGAUACAUACAAACGCAGUGCUGAACUUAUUGCUGAAGCUCCACUAUGGACCCGUAAGUCAAAAAAAGAUUAUUGUCCCAAACACCCCCUAAACAAUAUACAUAUUUUAACAUUAUAACAUACCUAGUAUAUAUCCUAAUAUUCUAUCUUGGAGUAGAUUUUUUUUUAAAAAAAAAUCUCUGUGUUUCCGUAAAUAUGUACGCUGUAUCAAAACCCUGUUCGAUAUCUCGAUACCCUAGUGCAAAUCGGUAUUUGCAUUGAAACAAACCAACAUUAUUUCAAGGGAUGGACUGUAGAUAGAACAUGUGAACCCGUAGCUGCAGGCACGCCUGCGCAACUGUCUCCGCUUUCGUUUCUCUUCAUCUAUUCUCCCAAGAUCCUUACUCUCCACAAUGCCGAUGGUCACCACCGACAAGGAUUUACCCAAAUUGCUUGACACCCCCGCGAAGCAGGUCAAAUGGGCAAAGAAAUUGGUCGCCGAGCAUCUGAAUAGUGCUGCAACGCGCGUCGACAAGCCUCCCAUGCAGGGGAUGUUUAGUAGGACUCUGUUUGCUACCCUCGCUAACGGCCGUGAGGUGGUUGUGCAAUUUCGUACCGAACCGCUUGAUGUUAGUUCCUUCAAGACUGCCAAGGUGGCGUUAGGUUCAUAUGUACCAGAUGUUGGGGCUCUCGGCAAUGAAGAGUUAGAGAACGCAGGUGCCUGGGCUUACUCCCUCACCCUCAUGCCCGGUAAGAUGUGGCUGCGUGGAAUCGCUGGGAAAGGAGCCGAAGGGCGUAUUGCCGUCAAUAAGUCAUUAGGUCGCGUCUUUUCAAAAGGCUUUCUCGCCGACAACAGCUAUGAAGCUGUCAAGACCAAGCUUCGACCGCACCUAGACGCCAUCUUAGCAUCACCAUUGGAAGAUAUCCUCCCCUACAAAGCGACUAUUGAGAGUUUCGCCAAGAGGCUUGAUGACUUUGCCCAGCUCCCGCUGUGGGUCGCCCAUUAUGAUCUUAACGACGUGAACGUGCUUAUCGACGAGAAAUGCGAGGUUACUGCCUUGAUCGAUUGGGAACUAUCCAACCCGCUGCCUUUCGGGGCCGGCUUCGGUCGUAUCCACACCAUUGCCGGCGAAUACACCGGGGGCGAGUUUUGGAUGCCGGAUGAAUUCGAGGUCACGGAAAGGGGUUUUUGGACGGAACUAUUCAAUGGAAUGCCGGAGCAUAUUCGAACACUACUGGAGAAGCGCAUCGAUCUAGUCCAGGAUGCUGUUAUUCUUGCGACCUUGCUAAAUUGCUUCUUCUUUGAGGAUGGGAAGAUCGGCGUCGGCCAGGUUGCCUUGAAGGCGCUCCCAAAAUUCAUGACAUAUCGAAUUCCUUUUGUUCGGGGGCAGGAGCAACCGUAUAGAGAAUAAUAUGAGGUAGGGGUUAGACAAAUAGCUGAAGUCUAAAUGUACCUAUGUAAAGGCUGUCGCAGAAGUCAGGCACGAUUUACGCCGCUGAGAACCUAAAUUUCUAGGGCUGAAGACCGGAGCGGAUUAAUUAUAGCGUGUGGUGGCGUCGUGAAGUGGUACAAAUUACCUGCUAGAGACCUGUGCCCGUAGACAGGACGCGCCAGCCAAAUUCAACAACCAGAACACUGCAU